UGGACCCUCGGUCACACAUGGCAUGUUCUGGUUAUUGUCAAAGCAAUCCAUCCUGAAUUUGUGACCCACUGCAAGUAUCUCGGUACCAUCGGCGAUUCACGGCCAGUCUGUAUCUACGAGAUGGAGCAUCUUCCUGGGACUGCUCACAUAAUGGCGUGCAUGCCUCCAGACGAAAUAUCCCGACAGCAUAACACUAUCAAGGACUUUGCAAGGCUCUUUGUACAGGCAUGGAACACCAAUCUACAGCCAUGCUCAGAUACAACCGCGGCCUUGCUUAUGAAGUUUCAACCAAGUUUUGACCUUCUUGCUCGAAACCUGCCGUCUCGCUUUGCAUGA
Messenger RNA from Penicillium alfredii, 336 nucleotides. RefSeq lists its product as uncharacterized. The record is from RefSeq and is a predicted model, not a curated record. The annotation marks the transcript as partial. The transcript has 2 exons. Lineage: Eukaryota; Fungi; Ascomycota; Eurotiomycetes; Eurotiales; Aspergillaceae.